GAGCCGACAUCGAAGCCGCAUUCAAGGCCUUUGACGUGGUCCGGCGGCCGCGCUGCCAGCAGGUUAUCGACUCGAGCCGGGGCACUGGUGCCAUCAUGUGCGGGCAAAACCCUGAUGUUGGCCUGGAUCCGGCCAGGGUGAGAGCGGCGUUUGCCGGUCGAUGGUCCUUCAUUUUCAGUUUGGACCUCGACGAAUAUAGACAAGAUGCGCUGAAGAAGAUGAGAGAGUUCUUGGGCCAGUGAUGCAGAUAUAGAGACACAGAUGUCAGCCAGCGUACAGCAUUUUGCUAGACAUAGGAUAUGACAAGGUGCUUACCUUACUUACCUACCUACCUAGACAUCAUGGGUAUGAAAAUAAAGGGGUUAUUCUUUUGGUACAACCCUAACCCUGCUACUAGUGCCGUGCAGUUUUUUUUCUCACCCAACUGCGACACGUCUCACGGCUCGGGAACGGCACACGGGAACGGAAAUAAAGCGAUUCGUGCACAGCUCCGAGAAAGGCUGGUCACGCCAUACUCCGUACUUCGGACCCGUCUUGGGAAUUUUCUCCUUGCCAUUCUCGUCCAGAGCCCGCAUGGGUUAUAUCGAUUCAAAGCAGAGAUGCUCGUAAGCCUCGCACUUUUUGCGUUGCAACCGCAGACAAGUGAGCAGCAGUCUUGUCUCGGGUUUCAGUCUUUCACCGCCGCCCCCCUUGUGCGACUGUUGGUGGUUGAGUUCCGUCUCUUUGCGCUGACAGGAUGGCCUUGGACCUGGGAAGGAUUUGGUCUUUCCAGAACAGGUAGGAAGUUUCUCAAAGGGUUUGCUGGCGGAGGGCGAUGGAAACGAGUCCGUGCCGACUGCCACCUGCUGCCUGGUUGCCGACUGGAUGGGCCUGACUUCCAUCAUGUCUGUGUGUUGAAUCGGCAAAUCGGUAUGCACAGUACUACAUGCCUGGCAUGUGUCCAUGUGGUGAAAGGGAGGGGGAUGGCGCCAUCAAUGCAAUGAUAUAGCUGACCUGCACCGCAUUUGUUGACACUGCAUUGCUGAUAAUAAUAAAAGCAAGAAUCCUUUGCCUACCGUCCGUCGGUCGCUCUUUGGGUCUGAUUGACUGAGAAGACGUUGGCCCAUUGCGACGCGCGUAUGCAGAUUUGUAUUCCAUGAUGCUUGUUGCUUGCUGGCGCGGCGUGCGAUAGAGGAUAU
Messenger RNA from Lasiosphaeria miniovina, 1178 nucleotides. RefSeq lists its product as uncharacterized. The record is from RefSeq and is a predicted model, not a curated record. NCBI's taxonomy places the organism in Eukaryota, Fungi, Ascomycota, Sordariomycetes, Sordariales, Lasiosphaeriaceae. The coding region runs from base 300 to 983 and encodes 227 amino acids. The transcript has a single exon.